Molecule: messenger RNA, 4593 nt
Organism: Fundulus heteroclitus (mummichog)
Lineage: Eukaryota; Metazoa; Chordata; Actinopteri; Cyprinodontiformes; Fundulidae
Product: cGMP-dependent 3',5'-cyclic phosphodiesterase-like
Exons: 4
Coding region: 62-574 (170 amino acids)
Biological process (GO): negative regulation of receptor guanylyl cyclase signaling pathway; regulation of mitochondrion organization; positive regulation of gene expression
Cellular component (GO): synaptic membrane; perinuclear region of cytoplasm; cytosol
Molecular function (GO): 3',5'-cGMP-stimulated cyclic-nucleotide phosphodiesterase activity; 3',5'-cyclic-AMP phosphodiesterase activity; protein homodimerization activity
Source: RefSeq, a predicted model, not a curated record
GAAAUAGAGAAGGAUAUUUGCCCUUUAAAAUGUUAGUGAUGUCAAAUAAAAUAUCAUCUAAAUGUGUCUGUGUGUUUCAGAUGGGUACAAUACAAAAAGUCGCACCCACCACUCCUUGCUGCUGUGCCUGCUGAUGACUUCAUGCGACCUGUCAGACCAAACCAAGGACUGGAAAACAACACGCAAGAUUGCGGAGCUGAUUUAUAAAGAGUUCUUCUCUCAAGGAGAUCUGGAAAAAGCCAUGGGGAACAGGCCGAGCGAGAUGAUGGACAGGGAGAAGGCGUACAUCCCAGAACUCCAGAUCAGCUUCAUGGAGCAUAUCGCCAUGCCCAUCUACAAGCUGCUGUCUGAGCUGUUCCCCGGGGCCACCGAGCUGUACGAGCGGGUGGCGGCGAAUCGCGAGCAGUGGACCAAAGUCUCCCACAAGUUCACCAUCCGCGGGUUGCCCAGCAACAACAGCCUGGACUUCCUGGACCAGGAGUACGAGCUGCUCCAGUCGCAGGGCGCUUUCGGGAGCGACGACCACUGCCUGAACGGUUGCCUCGAUGACACAGAGGGCGGUCAGGGCCAGUGACAAACAGCGGGGCCCCCGACGUGUUUUCCCUGAGGUUUUCCUGUCGUCCAGUAGGAGGCGAAGAAAACCUUUCUAGAGGCCAAAGACAGGCUGGUCUCUCUGAUGUCAACCACCCGGUGUGCUUGGAGGGCCUUUGCAGAACGGAAAAACUGAAUCGGACGGCCGUUCUGAACCCGGUGGAUUUAUGCGAGUCACCCGAUCUGAUGCUUGAUGUCGCUUGUGUCAAUUAGUCGAGGAGCGCAAAAAAGAUGACGAGUAUCUUUCUACAUGUCCACACGUUCAUUCGUCACGUACCGAUCCUUCGUAAGAUUGUAAAAAUAAGACCAACCGACGCACACACGCAUACUCGCACAAAACAAGACGGAGACAUUCGUAGUCGUGGCAGAGACUCCUUCGACGUGUAACAGUGAGACGGUGUGCUAUACUUUCUGUUACGGCGGACUUUCCUUUCAGUUGCCACAGACCCCACCCGCUGCUCUUAAAUGCUUGAUGGACGAACUCCUCGCCGGUUACGAGUUAACCUGUGAUCACCCCCCCCCCCCCCUCCCAUUCAUAAGCAACUAACACGUCCUGUUUUUACGCCAUUACUGCAGAUUUUUUUUUUUUGUAUCCAUCUCGUUAGAAUAUCUUUAAACAAUACAUGACCUCCUUUUGUUCUUGUUCCUUCGUUUGAACAUGCAAACCCCAGCUUGUGUCCAUCCACCAUCCUUCACCGUUUAGGGCACAUUUUAGACAAUCACCCAUCAAUAACACCAGAAGCCAUAAAUAAAAAAAAAUAAAAAAAGACACAUCCAUUUUGCGAACGUUAUUCACAAGAUUUCACUCAUGCAGUAAAACAUACAGUGCUGUGAAAAAGUUUCUGCCCUCCAUUGAGAUUUCUUGUUUAUGCCAUUUGUCAUAUUUAAAUGUCUCAGAUUAAUUUUCAAAUUUUAAUAUCAGACAAAGAUAAUCUGGGAAACUAUGAAACAAUGAUUUCUUUUAUUCAUCUCAAAAACUAAAGCUACCCAGAUCAACUUUAGCCUUAAAACUGACUUUAACACCUGUCAUCAAGAACUGGUUGAGUAAUUUUUACCCAUUAUUGUUUUAAUUUAGCCAUAGAGGAGGCAUUUAUGCUAUAAUUUUCCUGUCAUAACUCAACAUCUUCAUGCAAUUUAAGUCCAGGAUUUGACUAGGCCACUCUAAAACCUUGAUUUAGUCAGUUGGAGACUGGCUGGUGUGCUUCAGAUGACUGUAAAAUGACCUCAAGCUGAGGAUCUAAAGUUGAUGGCUGGACAUUCUCACGUUUUAUUUUAAGUUAUUGAGCAGAAUUUAUGGUUCCAUCGAUGAUAACAAGUUCUCUAGGUCUUUGAGCAGCAACGCAGGAUGCCCUUUUGCCCAGCCUGUUUUGAGCAGUUCUUUAAAUGUAGUUGUGCGUUUAUUUUAAACCUCCUGGUUGAGUCUUUGCGACACUCUUAAAGUUAUUUUGUAGGACCAGCCUCUCCUGGUUAGGGUUUCACCACUGCUCCAUGUUUCCUCCAUUUGUGGAUAAUGGCGCUCGCUGUGGCUUAUUGGAGCCCCAAAGCCUCGCAAGUCCCUUUUCAGACUGAUGGAUCUUAGUUACGUUCUUCCCCAUUUAUUUGUCAAUUUCCUUUGGUUGGGGUUCUUUUUCAGGUUCUAAACAAGGUUCUAUUUUAGCUUUUUUCUAUUAACUCAGGUUAUCUUUGUCUCAUAUUUAAGAUUGUUUGAUGCUCAGAAACAUUAAAUUCUGAAAAAAUGCAAAAACAGAAAGAAAUCCUGGGCAAAUACCACAGCACUGUACAUUCAAUUUAUCAUUUUUGCCAUUUAAUUAAAUUAUUUACAUUUAUUUUGUUCUUUUUUGUUUGUUUUUUUAUUAAACAAUUUUAGGAUUAAAAAAAAGAAGCCCUUUAAAUGAUCCAUCUCAUUCGUUGGUGUAACUGUGCAGUAGGGUGUGUUAAAUAGUGUCACCGAGUGUGUCCAAUGGAUCUGCCUUAUCGCGUAUCUUUGCUGCCUUUAUUAGAGCUUUUAAUAUAUAAAAGUGGAAUAAAAAGUCUGUUUUAGUAUGUGUGUUGGAUAUUCGUGUGGACAUAGUGCGAGUAUCACUGUGUUGACUGAGAACAUGUAUAUUUUGUAAAACACUUGUUUAAAGACCUGAAACGUUGCGUCUUUUCACUUCUUUUCUAUUCCUGCCUGUUUGUGCAUCAUACACGAAAGCACCGCCACACCUGAACAUUACAGAAAGAAAAGAAUCAACAAGAGAUGUAGCCAUGGUAGAAAACGUCAAAUGAGUUGAGCUCUCAGAUGCUUCAUUGAAAAAUGUAUAAAAAAAAAUAAAAAUACAACUUGGGGUGCCAUACACCUGUGCAUAAUCUCAGUUAUCCGGGUCAUCGGCUUAAAUCCGAGGCAAUCGGACCUUUCUCUUGGUCAACAUGCCAUACUUUCAGAUUAACUAAAAGGCUUCUGAGCCAGGGUAGUUUAGCUUGUAAUGGACACCGCUGUGUUUUGGUGUGCUACGAAUGGACUGGCAAACAAAUGAGUGGAUGGACAAAUAGGCGUGUGGGUGACAUCGAACAAGACGAGAUAAAGCACCCUCAAAAAGUAUUCACACUGUCUACAACCACAAACGUCAGUGUUUAUGCAUUGAUUUUUUAUGUGACAGACCAACACAAAGUAGUCUGUUUUUUUCAUAUCCUACCAUUAUUGAUUUUUUUUUUUCUUCAAGUUUCGUCAGGAGACUGAUAGGCCCUUGUAACCAGUAGAUAUCCUUUGAUCUAAAAUGUUUCCAUUGUAGCUCUAGUUGUAGGUUCAGGCUCCUUGUCUUACUGGAAGGUUAGGGUUAGGGUUAGCCUGUGAUAAAGUUUAAACAGGUCUUCUUUUUGCUCUCUUUCAACAACUACUUUCUUCCUGCUGCUUUUCUGUAAAGACCACAUUUGUACUGUGUACAACUUUAAUAGCUGUCUUGCUGAUAGAUUCUCCCACCUGAGAUUUGAAUCUGCAGCUCCUCCAGAGUACCCACAGACCUUUUGUCUGCUUCUUUGAUUAAUGUUCACCUUGCCCAGCCAUAAGGAUUAGAUAAGCAGCCAUGUCAUGGUAGGUAUACAGUUGUGCCAUAGUCUUUCUCAUUUAAGAUGAGAUAUUCAAAGCUAGUUUAACAACCUAAUCCUGCUUUAAACUUCUCCACAACUUUUUUUUUCCUGACCCAUCUGCUGUGUUCUUUGGUCUCCGUGAUGCUGUUUGUUGACUGAUGUUGCAUUGAAUUUAGGUUAAACACAAGUGGACUUCAUUUUCUAACUAGGGACAUCAGAGUAAAUGGGACUAAAUGCAAAUCCAUGAAAUACUUUUAUAUUAAUGGUGGAGAAAAAAAGUUAAAUCAUGCAUCAUUUCACUUCCGCUUCACUGUUUUGCACCAAUUUGUGUUGGUAUAUCACACAAAAUCCCAAUAAGAUGCAUUGCAGUGUGUAUAUUUUUUUUACAUAAUUAAAAGUUGAAAAAUGUCGACGGGCGUGAAUACUUUUUGCAAGGGAGUACAGUUCAUUUAGCAUCAAGAGAGGAAAUGCAAAUGAACUCAUAUACUAGUGUCUUUUCUCCUUUACAUCCAGAAAAAUAAAAUAUAUCGAUUUAAUUAGAAGAUUGAAUUAUACGAUUUUUUUGGUUCUUUCCAAAGGACCCCAUGACGGGUAUUUAUAGGAAACAUUUUUGGUUUCGUUUGGAUAUACCUGAGCACUGCUGGGUGAAGGGGUUGAAUCUCACUUGUUCUGCUUUAUGAACGUAUUAUUAAAUUUUAAAAGGGCCUCACUGUGUUCAACUUCCUGCUCCUCCAUUUUUCUCACUUGUUCAAUUAUUGUGAAAACACUUUUACAGAUGUACAAGGCUUCUUCAUGUGCAAUAUGAAGCCUCUGUUUCUGUGACAUUGCAUAGAUACCUUCACAAAUAGAAGUUGCUACAUACCUAUGCCCCCCUGUUAAAUCCUUGCUUUGGGUCGGGUUUGCCAGAGGCUUUUCAAGUCUUAAAUCCUGAUGUUU